This is a messenger RNA of Calypte anna (Anna's hummingbird), 641 nucleotides long. RefSeq names its product retinol binding protein 2 (gene RBP2). Gene Ontology annotation, cellular component: cytosol; nucleus. Bases 58 to 465 code for a protein of 135 amino acids. Gene Ontology annotation, molecular function: fatty acid binding. The record is from RefSeq and is a predicted model, not a curated record. Lineage: Eukaryota; Metazoa; Chordata; Aves; Apodiformes; Trochilidae. The transcript has 4 exons. Gene Ontology annotation, biological process: fatty acid transport.
AGAUCCUAUUUCCAGGCUCACAUUUUGAUCUGAAGUUGGUUUCAAGCUCAUGCCACCAUGCCUGCUGAUUACAAUGGGACGUGGGAAAUGGAAACCAAUGAAAACUUUGAAGGCUACAUGGUUGCUUUAGAUAUAGAUUUUGCAACUCGUAAGAUUGCAAAACACUUGAAACAAACAAAGGAGAUCAUUCAAAAUGGAGAUACUUUUAAAACAAAUACACUCAGUACUUUCAGAAACUAUGCACUGGAAUACACUGUGGGAGUGGAGUUUGAAGAACAUACCAAAGGACUGGAUAACCGAGUGGUAAAGACAGUGGUGACCUGGGAUGGUGAUAAACUGGUAUGUGUACAGAAAGGUGACAAGAAAAACAGGGGCUGGAAGCACUGGAUUGAAGGAGACAUACUCCAUCUGGAACUGACAUGUGAAGACCAGGUGUGCCAUCAGACAUUUAAGAAGAAAAAGUAAAAUUGGCCAGAAAACUACCCUGAUCUUCAUCACACUAUUAUGCUAUGUUUUGUCUAAAAAGAAGAACCAAGCCAGCACUGCAAUUCUUUGAAACUGCUAUGUCAAUGUAUUUUAUGCCUGCUUAUGAAAACAAACACCUUCUACAGAAAUAACAUCAAACAGCUACACACAAUAAA